Molecule: messenger RNA, 1836 nt
Organism: Monodelphis domestica (gray short-tailed opossum)
Lineage: Eukaryota; Metazoa; Chordata; Mammalia; Didelphimorphia; Didelphidae
Source: RefSeq, a predicted model, not a curated record
AUGGCCUCUGAUGCCCCAGCAAACAUGUUGAAGGAACCCACAGUUAACACUGAUCUUGGGACCACUUACUCCUGUGCAAGAGUCUUUCAACAUGGUGUAACAGAUUUUCAAUUAUUCAAUGGGAAAGUGGAGAUCAUUGCUAAUAACCAAGGCAACAGCACCACCCCCAGCUAUGUUGCCUUUGCCCCCAUAAAAUGUUUAAUUUGUGAGACUGCAAAGAAUCAAGUUGCAAUGAACCCUACCAAUGCAGUCUUUGAUGCCAAACAUCUGAUUGGUCACAGAUUUGAAGACCUAGUCGUACAGUCAGACAUGAAUCAUUGGCCUUUCAUGGUAGUGAAUGAUGCAGGCAGAUCUAAGGUCCAAGUGGAGUACAAAGAGGAGACCAAAAGUUUCUAUCUAGAACUAUCAUCUAUGGUCUUGACCAAGAUGAAAGAAAUUGCCGAAGCUUACCUUGGGAAGACUGUCACAAAUGCUGUUGUUACAGUACCAGCCUACUUCAAUGAUUCCCAGCAUCAGGCCACCAAAGAUGCCAGAGCCAUUACUGGUCUCAAUGUGCUCCGAAUCAUCAAGCCAAAAGCUGCUGCUAUUGCUUAUGGUUUGGACAAAAAAGUUGGUGCCCAGAGAAAUGUGAUCUUUGACCUUGGAGGUGUCUCCAUCCUUAUCAUUGGAGGCAUCUUUGAAGUCAGGUCCACAGCUGGGGACAUCCACUUGGGUGGUGAGGACUGUGACAACUGCAUGGUUGACCAUUUCAUUGCAGAGUUCAAGAAAAAGCACAAGAAGGACAUCAAUGAGAACAAGAGGGCUGUCCACCAUCUGUACACUACUUGUGAACAUGCAAAGUCCAUCCUCUCUUAGACACAGGCCAGCAUUGAGAUUGAUUUCCUCUAUGAGGGUAUCGACUUCUAUACCUCUAUCACCUGGGCUCAUUUUGAAGAGCUGAACACUGACCUCUUCUGUAGCAUUUUGGAACCCAUGGAAAAGGCCCUCAGAGAUGCCAAGCUAGAUACAUCACAGAUUCAUGACAUUGUCUUGGUGGAUGGUGUCACUCAAAUUCCCCAAAUCCAGAAGCUUCUUCAGGACUUCAUCAAUGGCAAGGAGCUCAACAAGAGUAUCAAUCCUGAUGAGGCUGCUGCCUAUGGUGCAGCUGUCCAGGCUGCCAUCUUGCCUGUAGAUAAAUCUGAGAAUGUGCAGGACUUGCUGCUGCUGGAUGUUACUCCUCUUUCCCUUGGAAUUGGAACUGCUGGUGGAGUCAUGAUCAAACGCAAUACCACCAUUCACACCAAGCAGACUUGGACAUUUACGGCCUACUUUGACAAUCAGCCUGGUAUGCUUAUUCAUAUUUAUGAAGGUAAGAGAGCAGUGACAAAGGAUAGACACCUGCUUGGCAAGUUUGAGCUCACAGGAAUGCCCUCUAUGCCCCCGGGUGUCAUCGAUGCUAAUGGCAUCCUCAAUGUCUCUGCUGUGGAUAAGAGCACAAGCAAGGAGAACAAGAUCAUCAUCACCAAAGAUGGUCAUCUGAGCAAAGAAGACAUUGAGCACAUCCUCCAGGGGGCGGAGAAGUACAAGACCGAAGAGGAGAAGCAGAGAGACAAGAGGUCUUCCAAGAAUCCUCUCGAGUCUUAUGCUUUCAACAUGACUGUUGAGGAUGAGAAACUGCAAGUUGGUGAUGAAGACAAACAGAAAAUCCUUGACAAAUGCAAUGAAAUAAUCUACUGGUUGGAUAAGAAGCAGAUUUCCAAGUUUCAUCUUCUUUGUCUCUAUAGCACCUCUUGCAUUAAGAUGUGUAACUAUGUAUUUUUCUACUUAAAACAAAAAGGGUUGAUCAUCUCUACAUAG